Neogale vison (American mink) is the source of this 1467-nucleotide messenger RNA. RefSeq names its product chitinase acidic (gene CHIA). Gene Ontology annotation, molecular function: chitinase activity; chitin binding. Gene Ontology annotation, cellular component: extracellular region. NCBI's taxonomy places the organism in Eukaryota, Metazoa, Chordata, Mammalia, Carnivora, Mustelidae. The record is from RefSeq and is a predicted model, not a curated record. Gene Ontology annotation, biological process: chitin catabolic process; carbohydrate metabolic process.
AUGACAGCCAUGGAAGAGCUUACUCUCCUUGCAGGUCUGGCCCUUCUGCUAAAUACUCAUCUAGGUUCUGCUUACCAGCUGACAUGCUACUUCACUAACUGGGCCCAGUACUGGCCAGGCCUGGGGCACUUCAAGCCUGAUGAUAUUGACCCCUGCCUAUGUACUCACCUGAUCUAUGCCUUUGCUGGGAUGAGGAACAAUGAGAUCACCACCAUUGAAUGGGAUGAUGUGGCUUUCUACCAAGCUUUCAGUGGCCUGAGAAACAAGUAAGAUGAAAUAUAAAAGUUUGAUUUUACCACAGGGUGUUGGGACCACCAAGGUGUUCCCUCACAUUGCCUUCUUUGGGUCUCCUUUAGCUUCACUGCCAUGGUUUCCACUCUUGAAAACCACCAGAAUUUCAUUGCCUCGGUCAUCAAAUUCCUGCACCAGUAUGAGUUUGAUGGGCUGGACUUUGAGUGGGAGUACACUGGCUCUUAUGGGAGCCCUCCUCAGGACAAGCAUCUCUUCACUGUCCUACUGCAGGAAAUGCGUGAAGCUUUUGAGCAGGAGGCCGAGGAGAUCAACAAGCCCAGGCUGAUGAUCACUACUGCGGUAGUGGCUAGCAUCUCCAACAUCCAGUCCAGCUACGAGAUCCCCCAGCUGGCCCAGUACCUGGACAACAUCCAUGUCAUGACCUAUGACCUUCACGGCUCCUGGGAAGGCUACCCUAGAGAGAACAGCCCCCUGUACAAAUACCCAACUGAAAUGGGCGGCAAUGCCGACCUCAAUGUGGAUUACGUCAUGAACUACUGGAAGGACAAUGGGGCCCCAGCUGAGAAGCUCAUCGCUGGCUUCCCCACCUACAGCCACACCUUCAUCCUGAGUGACUCCUCCAACACUGGCAUCGGUGUCCCCACCUCUGGCGCUUGUCCUGCUGGGCCCUACACAAAGCAGGCUGGGUUCUGGGCCUACUAUGAGAUCUGUACCUUCUUGAAAAAUGGAACUACUGAGGUAUAGGAUGCCCCUCAGGCUGUGCCCUAUGCCUCAGGCAAUGAGUGGAUUGGCUAUGAUGACGUCAAGAGCCUCAGUGUCAAGGCUCAGUGUCUUAAGGAGAACAAUUUUGGAGGUGCCAUGAUCUGUGCCGUUGACCUGGAUGACUUCACAGGCACAUUCUGUAACUAGGGCAAGCUCCCCCUUGUCAACACCCUGAAGAAAGCACUUGGGCUGCCGAGUGCAGGUUGCACUGUCCCUGCUCAGCCCGUGGAGCCCAUAACUCCCCCGGGAGAAAGUGGGAGCAGGAGCAGCAGCUCUGGGGGCAGUUCUGGGGGCAGUGGAUUCUGUGCAGGAAAGGCCAAUGGCCUCUACCCUAUGGCGAAUAACAAAAAUGCCUUCCAGCACUGCCUGAAUGGAGUCACAUACCAGCAGAAUUUCGAGGCCAGGCUCAUCUUUGACACCAGCUGUGAUUGCUGCAACUGGGGGUGGACCUGA